CAGAUGGCGGGUGUUUUGAUCUGUCAAAGUUGCAUCUCGUAUGCCAACUAGACAUCAUUCUAGAACAAUGAGUGGGAACCAAGCAGAGAUAUUGGAAAAGCUUAUGCAAAUGAAGAAGGAAUUAGCAAGAAAAGAAAAAAAACUUAAGAAAUGUGUCCGAGCAACCUCCGCCAAGGAGUAUGUUAAAAGAAGGCUGAGAGAACAAGAGGUGCUGGAGGUGAAGACUUCUGCUGUUCACUUGACCUCUGACCUUUGUCUGCCUGCAGCUCUCCCACAGAAAACCUCUUUACUUGAUCGUUCAAAUAAAACCAGUCCUUUUGUGUCAAUAUCUCCCAAUCACUGCAGAAUUACUCAAUCUCUGGACUUGGCAACUGAACCUGGACCAGCAGGUAACAUUACUGUGGAUACUCAUGGAUCUACUGGUGUAUUGACAACAAGCCAACAUGAAGGCUCAGAUACAAAUACCGUGAAAUCUGGUAGCUUUCCUGACAAUGCUGUGGAGAGAACUUCUCAACCCUCUGUCUUUGGUGACAGAAAUGUGGAAACAGUUUCUGUUAACAGAAUGACAUGCUUACAACCUGAUCAGCAAAAAUCUGAAGACAAUGGAAAACAUUUCUUCCAAAACAACAGAACGGAAGAUGUAGUCUGUGCAAAUACUUAUAGGCUUGGUACCAACUCUAAAGCCGAAAUUCUCUUUUCAGAAUCUGGCUCUGACAAAGGCUUGAGCUGGAACUCUUCAGGUGAGUCGGUUUCUAGUGCUGAACAUCAAGGUAGGAGAUCUUUGUCUUUAAAGCGUAAAAGAAAUAUCAGUAGCAAUGUUUCACCUCCUAAAGGCAACAAAUGUGAGCAACAAACAUUUAACACACACUUAGCAAGGUCAAAGGGUAUGGUGAGUACUACAGCUUUUAUCACACAUGUACCUGUUAACCUUCCUGAUCACAGUGUGGUAGGAAAUGUACAGACAGCAAAGAACAAUGGAAGAAUAUCGAACAUUACAGACUCUUCCUUAUCAAAUGAUGAUGAAAAGAUACCAGCGAUUAUAUGUAAACAAAAAGAGCCAAUCAGCAUGUCAACACAAGAACAUCCUGUAGGGAAGAACCCGGAACACCACAUGGGGAGGCCAAAGAAACCAGAACAUCCCAUGGGGAGGCCAAAGACACCAGAACAUCCCAUGGGGAGGUUGAAGAAACCAGAACAUCCCAUGGGGAGGUUGAAGAAACCAGAACCAGAAUCUAAUAUCAAGAAUCAAGAAGGGUCAGAAAACAGCAGAGUCAAGAGAAAGUGUGUGAAAAGAAGACGGAGGACAAUUGGUAGAAUUUUGGAUGUUGAUUUAGAAAAGGAUAUAAAUUUCUCUGCCAAUUCAGAAUCCUCUCAAAACUGUGAAGAGUAUGAAACACUGCGGUUGAUACAGCAGAGCUAUCGAUUAGGGGUGGACUACUCUACCCGACACGGUAAAACUCACAACCUCCCCUCAAUGCUCUCAUCGAUAUUUCAGUAUUUUAUUGAUGAAAAUCGGCGACAAAAAGACCCUUGUGAUUUUAGUCUUCCAGAAGAUCAGUUUGGAAGGUUGAUGAGAAAACGCUUAAAAGAGAUAACGUUGGAAUUUUCAAAUAACUCUCAACAUGAGGAGGAGAUUCCCAGAACGGAACUUCACAUGGAUGAGUCAGGGCUUAAUUCCAUAGAAACUUCACAGGGUUUGUUCCAUCCUAAUAGACAAGGAAUGGAGUCAACAGCAUCAUUAACAGAUCAUCCUAGAAAGCUGAAAAUAAAGAGCGAUAAAGUUAAGGAAACACAAAGUGUGAACAAUUUUGCAUCAUCCCAUCAGCAUUGCCGAGCUGUCCCUAAAGCAGCGGUAGAUGUGCAUGGGGAAGAGAUUGUUGGGAUCACUGAUACUUGUCCUGUUAUGUCUGUACAGUGUCCACCAGUCUUAACAUGUGACCACACCCGGCAGGAACACAGCAAAGGCUAUUGGAAUACAAGUUCAGAUUGUUGGUGUAAAAAACAACCAUCAGAAAACCAAAAUAGUUUAGCAUAUAACAAAAACAUGAAAUUGUCAAGCAAUUGUUUUGAGAGUCAAGAAACACCAAAGAGUGACACUGAGAGCUGUGUUUACAGUGAAGAAUUUAUUCCCAUGUCACCAGCUCUGUUUGCCUCCCCACCUGAUGGCCUGGGAACUGAGGAUUCUUUGUCUGUAGGAGACUGGGACUCCCAGGAUAGCCAACUCAUCCACACUCGCAGAUCAAACAAGGGGGAGAAGCUCAAACAUCUCGGCUGCAUCAAGUUAUCACAGACUGACUCACUGAGGUGUGUAGCUGCUUGCUGUAUACAGAUUAUCCGCCGCAGAACAGAUGUGGUAUUAUGUAUUGGCCAAUCAACAAUCAGUUUAUGGAACCAGACAGGAGACACCUACACUUGUGUUGACUCAUGGCAGCUUGAACAGGACUACAGUUCUGUGGAGUGUUACACCUACCCUGCUGUAUUCCGUGAUAAGUUCUGCUACUUUGUGGUUGUGCUGCGGGGUGCUGGAUGUACCGUCCAGGUGGUUCACUACAAUGCCAGGACAGACAAGCCACAGCUGAUACAGUGUCUACAGGGAAACAGAGUUACUGCCUGCUGCCUGAGUGUAGAAGCUCUAGCUGUGGGACAAACUUACCAGGCUAUGACUAAGGUGACCAAAUAUUCUGUGGACUAUGAUGGUCAGUUAAUGGUCCAGCAGGAGUUUGACCCCUCUCCAUAUGGUUUGGCUACACCUAGGUGUUUGAUGCUAGUGGAGAAUCUCCAGUCAGCACUGGUCCUAUGGUCCUCCAACAACACACUAGCACUUUGGAACACAGACACAGGAACACUGGUGUGGACACUUGACCUCUCACUGACCUGGCCAGAGAUGUCCACUCUAGUCUCAGCACAGUGGCAACAGGAGUAUUUAUUGCUGUCUCUGCUUACUGAGAAGAAAGCUGAUGAUGCUGGUGUUUUAUUGGUGGUCAACCCUGAGACAGAGAUCAGCAAAAUACUGAUUCACUACAAUGCCACUAGCUGGGAAGGAUUGAAGUGUGGUGGACAGCUUGAGGACAGCAUUGCUGCCACUGAUCACAGAGGUCAGACAUGUGUGUGGGAACCCUACACCGGCCAGCUGUCUUACCAAUGUGACCCCUCCACUGGUGUCAAAGGUCUUGGCCACUACUGGAGGAAGGUCAUCGCUAUGUACAAUCACUGUGUACACAUCUUUAAGUAACAUCAUUAUGUAAACAUUUGUAGGCGACAUCGCUGUGUACACGUUUUAAGGUGACAUCACCGAGUGCACAUGUUUAGGCGAGAUCACCAAACACAUUGCUAGGUGAUCUUACUACAGUAUAUUUAAAUUCACUGGACAUCAUUAGGUGACAUCACUAUGUAAAAUCACCGACUCACUGUACACAGCUUUUGGUGACAUCACCAUAUAUUGUUACCUUAUACACACAGGUUGUUAACUAACAAGCACAACAUAUGGUGUUAAUAUGAAAUAUUAUGCAAUAUUAAGAUGAAAAAAGGUGUUUUUAAAAUGUGUAGGGUUUUUUCUUUCUUAAUAAGCUUUUAUCAUUGUACAUUAUCCAAAGUAAUAACUCUACAAUAUACCCCAUUGAUUGGUAUAGUGAAAUAUCAGUAUCAAAAUGCUGGACAAUUUUUUCAGUUUAUAAAAAAGAUUAUUUUGCUCAAUAAAUGAAGUAAACUAGAACAGGCAUACAAACAUAGAUGAUCUGCUAAAUUUAGAUUUAUUCAGAGUGGUACCGAGUCUCUCAGGGGUCAAAAGGUGUUACUGUAUAUGAAAUACUUUUUCAGUACAAUGGAAAUUGAGGGUAUUGAAGAAGCCAGAAAUGACAUUUAUCAUGUUUUGCAUAUUUUUUUCAUCAUAUUAUGGACACUUGCAUGAAAUUUAUUGCUUCUUUCAGGACUAAAAUUAAGUGUAUCUAGCCCAUAUAGUAAUACAUAAGGGAUCAAAAUGAUCAGCAACAAAUAAAUCAACAACAUUAGAAACCUUUACCUCAAUAUUUUAGCAACCUUUAUGAGUAUGUCCACCGUUAUUGUUGCACCUGUUUAUUUUUUCUGAAGUAAAAACUAUGUACAGCUGAAUGUUUUCUUGGAAAGCUAACUAAAAAUAUUGUCCUGGUUUUGUUGGUGCUUCAGAAGCCUCUUUUUAAUUGUUUUGUGAAAUAUACAAGUUUCUACUUUAUAGAAAUUGUGAUGCAUGCAAACUGUGAUCAUAAGGAUUUGUAUGAGUAAAGGAUAGUUAUUGUUAAUGUAUAGCACAAUAAAAGUUGAUGUUGAAGCAGAGGUUUUGGUGCUGAUUAAUUGAAGGGUUCAAUACAAACACGGCAACACCUGGUGGAUUCUUGGCAAUGAACCUUCAUAGAUUAGAACAACAUCUGCUUCAAAGAAACUCUUGGCAAGUCAAUUUUCAAAGAACAACAAUGGCUUUAUUUCAUUCUUUCAUCACAUACAUAUCAUACCGUUCAUGUUUAAUCUUCAUCAAUAAACUUAAUACAAAAAUUAGCUCUUUCUCGAUAUCUAAACUGAAGUAUUAAAAUUUGCAAUACACAUACAAGGCACCAGGAACAUGAAAGGAUAUAGACAGGUCCAAAAUUGUUUCAUUUUGGAGGUCAAUAUCAUGUGGACAAAAAUGUAUUCAUCAAAUUUAGAUCGAUUUCCACCAGAAAUAUUUAUCUUGUGACAUUUGAAAUUUGAUUUGGGUCUAAGACCAUUUCAUGAUCCUGUUCCAGGUAUAACACAGUUCCAUCAACACAAACAGAUACCUUCCAGCCAAGAUUAUGUAAGACAAUCUCCACCAGAAAAAUAUGGUUUAUAGGUUUAUCGAGAUCGAGCCACAUUUAAAUGAAACUUGUCUGCAAGUACAUUGUGGUCAAGACCUCAUGAUACACAAAUUAUUGUGGUCAAGACCUCAUGAUACACAAAUAAUGUCCACAGGUACAUUGUGGUCAAGACCUCAUGAUACACAAAUAAUGUCCACAAGUACAUUGUGGUCAAGACUUCACGAUUCACAAAUAAUGUCCACAAGUACAUUGUGGUCAAGACUAUCCAAGAUAAACGACUCGCUCCACAAUAUACAAAAUACUCUCCGUGAAUAAUCAUGGCCUGGAUAUCUCCAAAAUAAACAUUAAAUACUCAAGUACUGUCAGAGAAUACAUCAUAGUCUAGACUCUUUUCACAACAAACGAAUACUGUCGGCG
Messenger RNA from Mizuhopecten yessoensis (Yesso scallop), 5222 nucleotides. RefSeq lists its product as uncharacterized. The record is from RefSeq and is a predicted model, not a curated record. Bases 41 to 3232 code for a protein of 1063 amino acids. Gene Ontology annotation, molecular function: protein binding. The transcript is spliced from 9 exons. Lineage: Eukaryota; Metazoa; Mollusca; Bivalvia; Pectinida; Pectinidae.